CAUGGAUCAAACGGUGAUCAUCCCAUCGACUCCUCGCGGAAGUAACGUGGACAACGCGAGGAUCACAAUGAAGAACGAGACUGACUCGAAUCUGCAUCUUCAAGAUCAGUCCACCGCUGCCCAUUCCAACUCCACAUCCGUGGUUCCUCGAACGAACUUAUCGAUGACUAACAAUCUGAAUCAGGAUCAAAGUUUAGACCCGCUGAUGUGCAACUCGUCCAGCACGGAGUUACCAAGAAAGCCUGGAGCACGCCGCCAGGAGAAGCCACCCUAUUCGUAUAUAGCACUGAUCGUAAUGGCGAUCCAAUCAAGUCCUGGGAAGAGAUUAACCCUUUCAGAAAUCUACUCAUUUUUACAGCAACAUUUUCCCUUCUUCCGUGGCGCUUAUCAAGGUUGGAAAAACUCAGUACGUCACAAUUUGAGUCUGAACGAGUGUUUUAUCAAGCUUCCAAAAGGCUUAGGAAGACCAGGAAAGGGCCAUUAUUGGACAAUUGAUCCAUCAACAGAGUACAUGUUUGAGGAAGGAAGCUUUCGGCGACGACCGCGGGGUUUCCGUCGCAAGUGUCAAGCUUUGAAACCUCAGUAUCCCCAGUACUUCUCUGGAAGUGGUCCAGUGAGCGUUCAGACACCUGGAUACGAGAAUUUAACACCUGGGGGCAUGGAAUACGCCAAUGGAUAUCAAAAUCAGUAUCAGAAUUAUCAAGAAUACGCGAUGUACGCACCUGGUGCUGCAGUCUCUGCGGAUUGGGCCUAUCCUGAGGCCACGUAUAAGACUCCACCUAUAGCGGAAGUAACAUACAAGACAACGGAAGUCACGUACAAGACUGGAGAACCAUCGGUAUACAGAAACGGAGAAAUAGUGGCGUUUAAAAGUGAACCUGGAUAUGCAGCGAGGAGUCAGGAGCAAUUGUCAUACAGAGCUACGGACGGCUUCUCCGUGAAGGAUCACCAACAGCAUCACCCAGAGACGGUUUAUAAGGAGAAUGAGACUAUGAUGACCUAUAAGUGCCCUUCUAAUCCCGCGCCGACCACUCAAGCACCUGGACAAGAUUAUUACGUCGGUUACGGACUCGCCGGAGUCAAUAAUACUGGAAGUAAUGUGAACGUUACCAUGCAAGGAAUUCCGGAACAGGCUGGUAACAGCAGUCCCGUAGGAAACGUCAGUUCACCGCACAGUGGAUGCCAGACACCUGUAACGGAUAAUGGGAUAAAGAUGCAAUGUUCAAACUCGAAUUCCAACAGUUCUGGAGGUGGACUUAUUGAUCGUAAACCAUCCUACUUUGGCCAUCCCAGCGGAUCAGUUACCCUGAGUUCGUUAAGCUCUCUAGGCUCACUUAACUUGAGCAAUAUCGGUGGUUUGAGUAUAUCAAAUAUACCUGGCACAGUUUCUUCGAACAUUCAUCACACGACGACGGCACCGCCGACGACGAUGUACUAUGAUCAGAUCAAAUACAGUAUGUGA
Molecule: messenger RNA, 1462 nt
Organism: Eufriesea mexicana
Lineage: Eukaryota; Metazoa; Arthropoda; Insecta; Hymenoptera; Apidae
Product: forkhead box protein E1
Exons: 2
Coding region: 2-1462 (486 amino acids)
Biological process (GO): animal organ morphogenesis; regulation of transcription by RNA polymerase II
Cellular component (GO): nucleus
Molecular function (GO): DNA-binding transcription factor activity, RNA polymerase II-specific; RNA polymerase II cis-regulatory region sequence-specific DNA binding
Source: RefSeq, a predicted model, not a curated record